This is a messenger RNA of Anolis carolinensis (green anole), 4482 nucleotides long. RefSeq names its product coagulation factor XIII B chain. The transcript has 11 exons. Lineage: Eukaryota; Metazoa; Chordata; Lepidosauria; Squamata; Anolidae. The coding region runs from base 1087 to 2904 and encodes 605 amino acids. Gene Ontology annotation, biological process: blood coagulation. The record is from RefSeq and is a predicted model, not a curated record.
UGUAAAAUCCUAAUGUAAUUUGAUAGGCUUUUCCUUAAUCUCUCCUUAUUAUCCAACAUUUUUGUUUAUCCAACAUUCUGCCGGCCCGUUUAUGUUGGAUAAUCGAGACUCUACUGUAUAUUCAGUUAAAAAAUAAAUUGUGGCUAUUGAUGGGAAAUACCUGGAAACCGAGCAGGAUAAGACAACAUUUUGAUUCACACAAAAAAAGAAUAUGGAAAUGGAAACCCACAUUUUCCUAUAAUGUGAUCAAUGGAUGAGGCCACUGUGUUUGGCUGCUGGAUGCAGAUCUUACAAAGGAAGUGAAAACUGAAUAAAUAUCAGACAUGAUCAAUACUACUAUUUAUUCAUAAACUACAGUGUUGUACUCCCAACACUUCUAAUUUGUUUUACUUGGACAAUUCGCUGUAACAAUGUGAUUUCUAUAUCUCAUAUGAUGAAAAUAUUUUCAUCAUUAAGCAUAUUAAGAUACUUUAUGCUCUUUCUGUAAUACCUCAAUCCAGGAAAUUCUUAGCAAUCUAUAUAAAUCCAGAUUUCAAACAGUUCAUUUUUUUUGUUGGAAGUUCAAAAUUGUGUGCCAUAGUUAAAAUAUGUAUGGCACAUAUUGUGAUGGCUAAUUUUAGUAGUUAUUGCUCAUUUUUUCAUUGAUUAAAAAGCUGCCAUUGGCCAUUUGUGACCCAAUUAUCUCUCUAUUCGUUUAAGCAGAUUCCAGGCUAUUUAAAUUUGUCAACCAGCCUAUAUUUUUACUUUAGGCCUCUUAAGUGCAUUUCUGUGGCUGCUUAUUUUUUUUAUUAAUUAUUAUGACUAUGUUUUUUCAAACAUUAUCAUAACUUAUCUAUUAAAUCCAAUUAGGUAAAGGCAUCAGGAUUCUACCCACCUAUUGCAUGGAUGAGAAUUAACUUAUGCUUUGGUUGACUGUUAGUGCAACUUAGAAUGGCAUUCCAGAAUUUUAGGCGUUUUAUUGGAGCUCAGAAUACAUGUUAAUACUAUGGAAGAAAGCAAAAGACUCAUUCUUGUCAAUGAUUAACUGAAGUUCCUUCUGAAGCUGAGUAAACCAGCAGAGUUGGUGUAAUACAAGCUGCUUGCAGAAUGGGAUAUAAAAGCUGGAUUUUUCUAUUUUUAUUGGUCGCCUCGGGAGAAAUCCUUACAGAAGAGGAGCUUUGUGACUUGCCCAACACAGAAAAUGGAAGAAUUGCCCCAUAUUACUAUAGCUUUAGAAAUUAUUACUUUCCAAUGAAGAAAGGUGAAAAGCUUUCUUAUUCAUGUUUGGCUGGUUAUUCAACCGAGAGUGGUAGUCAAGUUGGAAGUACAAACUGCACAUCAAGAGGCUGGACACCAGUCCCCAAAUGCUAUAAAAAAUGUGUGAAACCUCCCUUGACUAAUGGUGUUUUUUCUGACACAAAACUGUCCUAUGCAAUAUGGGAGAGCCUGCAGUACACUUGUGAUUCAGGUUAUUGGACUCCCGAUGGCAGCAAAGAUAAAACUGUGCAGUGUCUACAAGAUGGAUGGUCAACCCAGCCACAAUGCAUCAAAGAAACUGGAACUUGUUCAUCAUCAGACCUCCUUCAUGGACACUACCAUACCGUCCAGAGACAGUUCAGUCUUAAUGAAAAACUGAAAUAUAGCUGUGAUGAAGGAUAUCUUACUACUGGAGGCAACUCAACAGAGGAGGUGCAGUGUCUUCCACAAGGCUGGUCCCUUUCUCCCAUGUGUAUCAAAUUGGGAUGUUCAUUUGUAAAUCCUAUACAGCACAUCAGACUUCAUCCCAGGAAAGGGAGAUAUGAAGAAGGAGAUGUUGUUCAGUUUUUCUGCCUGGAAGGCUAUUCUUUAAAAGGAGCCGAACUAAUUCAGUGCUAUUACUUUGGCUGGUACCCACAGCCUCCGGUAUGCGAAGAAAUAAGAAACAAGUGUCCUCCUCCACCCCAACCACCCAAUGUUAAAUUAUUAGAUAAUUUAAGAACCUACCACCAUGGAGAUAUACUGCAUUUGGAGUGUGAGCAGCCAUUUGAAAUCAGAGGAGCUGCAGAAAUUCGAUGUGAGGAUGGCAAGUGGACUUCACCACCCAAAUGUAGUGAGGUGGACAGGAGAGCAAGUAUGGAUGGUGAUCUUGCAAAUGAUGGGAGCUGCAGUUCCCCUCCUAUAGUUGAAAACAGUGUCAUCACUAAUACAAUUGAACCAGUGUUGAUGAGCUACAGAAGUGGUUCUUUUGUGGAAUACAGAUGUUUCCAAUUGCAUCUGAUGAAAGGACCUAAUACAGUUCACUGCAUUCAGGGAAGUUGGACAAACCCUCCAAUUUGUUUAAAACCAUGUUUGAUUAAUGAUGAAACCUUUGACAAUUAUAAUAUAGAAAUGAAAUGGAGGCUGGAAGGAGAACUGUAUUUCUUACAUGGUAACAUUAUUGAAUUCACGUGUAAACCAGGAUAUGUUCUGCCCUUAACAACCAGGGAAUCCCAGUUGAUGGUACAGUGCAAUGAUGGAGAACUGAAAUAUCCUAAGUGUAUUUUGAAAGGUAGAAAUGAAAACUGUGGCUCUCCACCUUCCAUAGAAAAUGGAGUUGUCAUGGGUUCACCAGCAACAAACUAUAUCCCAGGUUCUUCAGUAGAAUACAAUUGCCAUGAAUACCAUUUUUUGCAAGGUUCGAGAACAGUGUCCUGUUCAAGAGGCCAGUGGACUACCCCACCCAGUUGCAUAGAACCAUGUACCUUAUCACAGGAAGAGAUGGCAAACAAUAAUUUGGAUCUGAGAUGGAGUUUUGACAACAGGCCUUAUUUUCUGCAUGGAGAAUUUGUUGAGUUUGUGUGCAAACGAUUCCACUUGAGAUCACCAUCAACUUCAGAGUCUGAUUUCAGAGUACAGUGUCAGAAUGGGCACCUGCUGUAUCCACAUUGCAUUCGGAUAAGAGGGUGAUAAAACAAUGGAGAAAAGGAUGCCUGGAUGAUGCUUUCCAUAUCGCAAGAUGGUUGCCAAUGUGAAUUUUGGUUUUGAUGUUGACUGUCACAGACCACUUUGGUCACCCAAGAUGUCUGGGAUAGCUGAGCACCUCAAUUUAGAACAUCAUUUGAAUAUUUGUUAAAGUACAAAAUAAUAAUAGUAAUAAUAAUAUAGUAGAGUCUCACUUAUCCAACAUUCGCUUAUCCAACAUUCUGGAUUAUCCAACGCAGUCUGUCUUUUAGUAGUCAAUGUUUUUGUAGUCAAUGUUUUCAAUACAUUGUGAUGUUUUGGUGCUAAAUUCAUAAAUACAGUAAUUAUUACAUAGCAUUACUGCGUAUUGAACUACUUUUUCUGUCAAAUUUAUUAUAAAACAUGAUGUUUUGCUGCUUAAUUUGUAAAAUUAUAAUCUAAUUUGUUGUUUAAUAGGCCUUUCCUUAAUUCCUCCUUAUUAUCCAACAUAUUCACUUAUCCAAUGUUCUGUUGGAGAAGUGAGACUCUACUGUAGUAAAUAUAAUAAUAAUAAUAAUAAUAAUAAUAAUAAUAAUAAUAAUAAUAAUAAUAAACAACUUUAUUUCUACCCUGCCGAAGGGACUUGGUGUGCCUUACAAGCACUCAUAAUGUAACAAUACAUAUGGUGUAAUAAAUACAGAUAUAUCAGUAUCAAAGAAAAACACAAUUUACAUCAUCAAUACAUAAAACAAUACUACAAUAAAAUCAAUCAACCUUAAAACAGACAUCAAUAAAACAUUACAGUAAUUAUAGACAUAAAAUGAAUAACAACCAACCAGUCAUAUAAAGUGCUUUCAGUGAAAACCAGUAGGUCUACAAUUUAAACCUUUUGGGCCCUAUACCUAUUGUAAAGCUUGGUUAAAGAGCCAAGUUUUUAGGUUGGACUGAAAACAUUGGAGGGUGGGGGCUAGCUUAAUUUCCCAAAGCACAAACCCACAGUCUAUUUGCUCUACCUUACAUUUCCCUAAAUGCCAGAUUAUUGAAAUUUAUAUUCAUUUGUCUUUAUUAGCAAAGGUAUUUAGUAAGGAGACAUAUCAGCUAACGUUCAACAUUAGAAAAAAACCUCAGCUAACCCAAUUUUCCCAAUUCUGUGGGUUUGGAUUCAUGUGAACAGAUACAAUCACCAUCCCAUUUUGUCUACUCUUUUCAUUUCAAAUUGAUGGUAGAAUCAUAUUAAAUAAUGAAAUGCCAGGUGUGUCUCACCUUUCCAUAAAUACUGCUUCCUACUAAGUAAUCUUCCUUCUUACAGUACUAUCAAAAUUCAGAUUUUAAAAGCUUUAAAGUGUUUUUCAAGACUGCUGAAAUAAUUAGCCAAAUGUACCAGUAAAAUGUAUAUUUUUGAAAAAUAUGUCAGUUCCUCAAUAGGGUGUGUUUUCCUAAUUAUUGCACUUGCAUCACAUAUAGAAACAUAUAGACAAGAUAUCUAUUAUAAUAUGCAAAUGAUAUAUUUACAUCAUAUGAUUGUGUCAUUUUAUAUAUGGUUGUAUUAUAUAGUUAUAUCAUAUGAGUAUACGAUAUAUAAAUACAAAAGUUCACACCUGCUUA